GUGUGUGUGAGAGAGAGUGCGGAAGUGACCCCCCGAGGCAGGGCAGGGCGUGCGCGCGGAACUCGGCGUGCAGUAUAAAGGCCCGCGCAACUUCCUCGUGCACACUUUUGCAUCGCUGCAGCUUUGCGUAAAGUCACCGCGAGGACCCGCGCGCACAGAGUUCCAGAUCCGCAGCAGAGUCAAAAUGAGUUGGCAAGGUUACAUCGACAGUCUCAUGAAGAACGAGUGGGUCGCCGACGCCGCCAUCUUCGGGUACGCGGCGGGAAAAGAGUCCUGCUGGGCCGCCAAACCGGACGGCUGGCUCAAGGAUAUCACGGCAGCAGAGAUAAAGGUGCUCGUAGCCAAUGACCACAGCAGCUUAUUUGCUAAUGGAGUGACCUUAGCAGGCCGUAAGUGCACAAUGCUGAGAGACGCCCUGCAUGUGGAUGGACAGAACACCAUGGACCUGAAAAUGAAGACCUCAGAUAAAGAACCUGAUCCCUUUCCCUUCACUGUUGGCAAAUCACAACAAGCCGUGGUCGUGGCUAGAGGAAUUAAAGAUGCUCACGGAGGAAAAGUCAACUGUCCCGUCUAUGAUAUGACCGCUUACCUCCGAAAGAUGAAUUACUGAACCCCACACCUCCCCCCCUCUCUCUCUCUCUCUUACACACACACACACACACACACACACACACACACACACACACAUCCAAGCAUCUCCAGUGUGUUCUCUUCGGUGAAUCAGGAGCUGCAGUGAUGGAUCCUGUCAGCCUAAUUGGUUGACUGACGGUACUCAUCGAGGAAUGGGCGGAGCUUCGUCUCGGGCAUCUGUUUAUUAGAUUAUUCUGUUUAUUGGUUUAUUAUUAUUUUGAUGCUGAACCGAACAAACGUUCAAAUGUUUGCCCUGUCAAGAGAACUUAGUAAACUUUAUUCUGAGAUCA
This is a messenger RNA of Clarias gariepinus (North African catfish), 920 nucleotides long. RefSeq names its product profilin 1 (gene pfn1). Gene Ontology annotation, biological process: positive regulation of actin filament bundle assembly; regulation of actin filament polymerization; actin cytoskeleton organization. The transcript is spliced from 4 exons. Gene Ontology annotation, molecular function: actin binding. Bases 185 to 610 code for a protein of 141 amino acids. Gene Ontology annotation, cellular component: cytoplasm. NCBI's taxonomy places the organism in Eukaryota, Metazoa, Chordata, Actinopteri, Siluriformes, Clariidae. The record is from RefSeq and is a predicted model, not a curated record.